This is a messenger RNA of Octodon degus (degu), 699 nucleotides long. Its product is annotated as translation initiation factor IF-2-like. The coding region runs from base 1 to 699 and encodes 232 amino acids. The record is from RefSeq and is a predicted model, not a curated record. The transcript is spliced from 2 exons. Lineage: Eukaryota; Metazoa; Chordata; Mammalia; Rodentia; Octodontidae.
AUGGCAGGGCGCGGCGUGGGCUGCGCGAGAUCGGCCACGCUGCCGGGCCUCCCCGCCGGAGAGGCCUGGGCGCGCCGGGCUCCCGCGCUCCUCGACCCAACUCGCCCGGGGCAUCAGCGAGAGCGCGAGGGAGAGAAAGAAAGGCGCUUCCCUCGGCCGCGCUGUGCGGCCCGGGCGGGGGAGGUGAGGGAGGCGCGCAGGCCGGGCUGCCGGCGACGGCGGGCGGCUGGCGAGGAGGAAGUGGUGCCCGCGGGAGCGCGGCCGGGCAGAGGAAAUGCCCAGCCCGCCCGGCCCCCGCCUGCCGCCCAGCCCGCCCAGGCCCCCCGCCCUGGCGCGAGUUUGGCGGGCAGAGCCCCGUGCGGCAGUGGGGGCAACCGCGGCGGCAGCAGAUGUGGCCCGGCUGCCCGGAGAAGCCAACAAUGCCGGGCUGGCAAAACAAAAGGGUUCCACUUCGCCUCUUUCCCCGUCUUUCACUUGCGCUCUCGGGGCACCGCGCGGGAUCCCCGGCUGGCAGGGGCCGCGCCCCCAGGGGCCCGAGCCGUGCGCGCCCCGACUUCCAAGUGGACCCCCGCCUCUCCGCCUCCCCCGCCCCCGCCCCGCAGGCGCAAGGCCCGCCGCACCCCGGCGUGCUCGGACUCCCGGUCCCUAGGGAUCCAGCCGUAUUGUCCCCGCGGCGCGCCGCACACUCGGCCUGGGUAG